Messenger RNA from Portunus trituberculatus (swimming crab), 2090 nucleotides. Its product is annotated as extensin-like. The coding region runs from base 247 to 1713 and encodes 488 amino acids. The transcript has 3 exons. The record is from RefSeq and is a predicted model, not a curated record. NCBI's taxonomy places the organism in Eukaryota, Metazoa, Arthropoda, Malacostraca, Decapoda, Portunidae.
AUUGCAAUGCGCGGUGGAAGUUGUUGUUUAGGGACAGCCGCCCUUCACCGCCACUCACCACGCCCACGCCCAUCAACACAGGGAUAUUUGGCUCAUCAUCACCUCAAGCUUCCAAGUUGAGCGAGAUUUAUGGAGGUCAGAUGAUUAAUGGACAGAGCCUUCACUAGUUUAAUACCCCACGCAAGUUUGUGAAGCUGUAUAGACUCACCAAAUAGUAAAUGGCAGCCUGAGGUGGAAUCUCCAGGUAUGAGUGUGCCCAUGCCGGCCUACGCAAGGUCCACCCAUCCCACAGUGGACGAAUUUGAGGAUGACAUGGACGCUGUGGCCCUUGAUCUCAGCCAGUUUGAGCUCCGAGCCCCACCUCGCCGCAGCAGCCGCCACUGGUCCCCGUCCCCGUCCCCCUCACCCCCGCCCCUGCCGUCUUCUCAGGGGGGAAAGCGCCAGCCACUCCCUAUGAACUGGCUACUGAGACCCGAAGGAGCCCCCAAUGGUCAGCCUCCUCCUCCUCCUUCCCAGGCGUACUCCUCGGCGAUGGAAAGGCAGUUUACAAGAGAGAGUUUUGCCGCCCCACCCAGUGACUACCCUGCUCCUCCCCCUACGAAUUUCCACCCUCAUCCACAGAGAGGGUACUCCCUACCCCCACCAAGAAACUACUCCCCACCGCCACCCAGUGACUACUUUCCUCAUCCCCAAAGAGGGUAUUCUCCUUCCCCGCCUGAUGACUACCCUCCCUCUGUGCAUGACUACCCUCCCCACCCUAAUGACUACCCUCCCCACCCGAAUGGCUACCCUCCUCACCCCAAUGGCUACCCUCCCCACCCAAACGACUACCCUCCACACCCAAAUGACUAUCCUCUCCACCCUAAUGACUACCCUCCCCACCCCAAUGGCUACCCUCCCCACCCCAAUGACUACCCUCCCCACCCAGAUGAGUACCCAGCCCCCCAGAGAGGCCACCUGGCACCCCCACCAAGAGGUUACGCCGAUCACUUACCAAACGACUACUACCCCGCCCUAAAUGACUACCCUCCCCCUCUAGGCGACUACCCCCCACAGACCUGGAGCUACACCGCGGCUCCCCCAUGGAGUACCCCCGUCAAGCUCCUCCCCCGCCGAGAGGUUACUUCCAAACACUCCCCGCCCACAGAGGCCACCCUUCCCAGUACAGGGACUACUCUCCGCCGCCACCACCCGCAGCGUCUGUACGAGGGCGUUCUCCCCCUAGACUUGAGUACUCCCCACCCCCGAGACGCAGAGGACGCUCCCAGCCUGGCUCCCCGCCUCCCCAGCGCCGAGGGAUCUCUCCUCAGCCGCGAAGGAACACUGGCUACUCCAGACACUCCCUCCUCCGCCCUCCCGCACUCGCUCAUCUCAAAGAAGAUCGACUUCAAAAUCUCGACAUCAUUCCCCCUCCCCCCCACGCCCCUCCCGCACCAGAUCCUCUCAAAGAAGAUCCCCAGAGCCACGCCGCCCUUCCCCCUCCCCCCAACGCCCCUCCCGCACCAGAUCCUCUCAAAGAAGAUCUCCAGAGCCACGCCGCCCUUCCCCCUCUCCCCAACGCCCCUCCCGCACCAGGUCCUCUCGCAGAAGAUCUUCCCCACAGCCUCGCCGCUCCUCUCCCUCACCGGAGCCCAAAAAGUCCCCGCAGAAGAAACCCGGGAUUCUGAAGAACAGCAGCACAAGGGGCAGCGAGGCAAGCAGGGGCACGAAUAACAAUCGCACCAAGAGAACCUCCAUUCAGACGAAGCAGAAGAGACCGUACGUGCCUCCGCCGGAUUAUGACACAGAUCCAAAGGUCGCCUAUCUCCCCUCACCUGACUACUGACGGAGGCCCAGCGGAAGCUCCUACUAAAUUCUUGAGGAGUGAAAAACUGUGGAAUUUUUUUUGUGAACUGUGAUUUUUGUUGUGUAUAUGGGGAAGAAAAGUGAAGGGAGAGUGUGAAGGCUGGUGUGGUGUUGUGCCUCGGUGUUGAUACUAAUCUAGCCUUGACAGGAGAGGGAGUGUUGGGAAUCACGUGACAAUCUUGAAAAAUGCCCAGAGUUAUGCUUAUCUGUUGAUUAUAAAGGUGUGAAUAGAAUAGAUCGUGGUC